AUGACUACCUCUUCCAUCAAGAUCAACUUCCAGGGCACUUCACGCGACGUGAACGUUCCGGUUCCGGUUACGCUCGCCAGCCUCCAAGCGGCCAUCGCCGGCGCCUUCGAUGCUGAGCUGCCUGUCCGCUCUCCGGCUGGCGAGGCCGCCAAGGACACCGACCUGUCCUUCACGUACAAGGAUCCCGACGGGGACGACAUCGUGUUCGACAAGGAUUCCGAGCUGAACUUGGCCGUGCGCCUGUGCCCGGGCUCGCUCGAGAUCUCGGCUGCCGGCAAGGAAAACAAGCCUGCUAACAAGCCCGACCCCGAAGCGAGGCUGUACAAGAUCGCCGCCCGUAACCUGCGCGAGUACAACGGCGUGCCCUCCAUGACCCCGCUUAAGCUUGUCAAGACCCUGGCUUUCCUCGAGCUGAACCCGCAACGCCUCGUCAAGCAGGGCCUCGCUCCCAAGGUUCUUCUGGCUCGCAUGAAGGCCGAAGCCGCCAACAACGCCAAGGUAUCGAAGGUUCCUCUUGGUGACGGCAAGAACAACGAGGAUCUCGCCGAAUCGGUCGCCGCCGGCAUGGAACUGAUGAGCGUGGAGGACGACAAGAAGGAAUGGAACGACGGCUUCGUGUCCGUCGAGCCCGCAGAUACUUCCUCCCCUGGCAACGACAACGAGGAGAAGAACGACGCCGUUGCGCCUGAGGUCAAGAAGAACCUCAUCCACAAGGCCUUCAUCGCAGGCGGCAUUCAGCUCCGCCCCCGCGAGGUCCGACCCCUGCUCGUCGCCCUGGACGUCCGCCCCUGCCGGCUGGCCAAGCUCGGCCUCGUCAACGGCAAGGAUCUCCGCGCCAUGCUCCAAGCCGAGAAGAAGGUCGCCCACAAGCGUCGCGGCCAUGACAACAACAACGAUGACACCGCCGCCCUCCACCAACGCCGCCACCACCACCGCGACUACCACCGGCAGCAGCACCGCAUGGCAGGCCGCCCCCACCCCUUCGCCCCGCCUCCCCCUCCCCCCCCGGCUCACCAGGAGGUCGGCGACGCCAUGUUUGCCGCGCGCGGCGGCGGCGGCGGCGGCGGCCGCCACGGUGCCCCUCACCGCCACGGUGCCCCUCACCGCCACGGCCCCGCUCACCUCCACGGCGGUGCCCCGCACCACCACGGCCCGCCCCCUCCGAUGAAAAGGAUGAUGCGCGGCGGCCGCCCCCACCCCUUCGCCCCCCCCCCUCCCCCGGCUCACAUGGAGGACGACCACGAGGCGCCCGGUGGCGGAGGCGGUGGUCGCCGCGGUGGCCCUCUCUUCCACCCGGCCCACCAGCACUACGCGGAGGUGUUCGACGAGGAUGAGGGAGGCCACCCCGGUUUCCACCCCCACCAUGGCCCUCCUCGCUGGAUGGCGAUCCGCAGGGCUCACGGCGGUGGUGGCUACGGUGGUGGCUACGUCGGUGUCUUCGGCGGCGGUGUUGGCCAGCAGCAGCGCAGGGACUACUACUGGGGGUGAGCAUCUUCGUCACCGUCAAGCCGAAGGAGGAGGAGCCUAGCCGUCUACUACCGUUCUACUCUCUCUUUGUUCCGCGUGUCGUGGGGCAAGAUUGAAGGACGGCAUGAGAGUAGUUGAGUUGGUGUAGCCUUGUCUUUCGGUACUAUUUGCAAUUGGGCAGAAGCCUCCCUCGGAAACACUGAUACGAGGGGUGGAGAACGGAAGGUUUUAGUAGACGAGAACCGUUUCACCGUUUGGCUUCUGCACUCAUGCAGCACUACGAUAGGCGUAUAUGCUCGAAAUAUAUUUCAAAAUCAAACUGUCUGAUUUUUUUGAGUUUGGCCUUUCGUGGUUUAUUUGUUUUUUUCUGUGCUCUCGUUGUUAAGAUAAUCGUUUGUUUGCGUGUCGUAUAUAGUCGCUGUGCGAACCAGAGCGUAACAUACCUUGUAGCUGAUUGCGAGCGGGGUAAAGCAACGAGAUUGUUACGCAGUUGGCAUGCGGCAUUAGAUUGUUGCAGCGGUUGGGCUGAUCUCGUUUUCGGACGGGGAGAGGAGUAAAGCUCGCGGAGUAUUACCUAAUACCUGCGGAAUGAAAGUGGAUAAGGAAGGACUGCUGCACCCACUACCCACUACGGGUAUUACAUCAGGAGUUUAAGGGAGGCACACGUCGCGCAGCGGUGUGUCGGUUGCAUAGUUUGGAGUGGUGGUCAAAGCGACGUACGAGCGGCGUCGAGUGCAUGCGCAGUUUGCGGUUUUGAUAGUCGGAACGCUUGCCAUGUUGAUUUUUCGGACUGGAAAGUUGUCGAUCAGUGAAUGGUAGUAGUCGUAUCGAUGUGGGCAUGGGAGAGAGACGAGAGAGGAGGGAGAGCGAGUUCCGCUCACUGUGUGGCGAGAGAAGAAAUAUGGAAGGACCCAAGAGGUCCU
This is a messenger RNA of Ectocarpus siliculosus, 2390 nucleotides long. The record is from the annotation of a GenBank genome assembly. NCBI's taxonomy places the organism in Eukaryota, Phaeophyceae, Ectocarpales, Ectocarpaceae.